GUGUGGGGACGUCAGCAGGCACGCGGCCGGAAGAGCCUGAGGCUCAGAGCCGGAGCCGGAACGCGACCGCGGGGGGGCGGCGAGCGGCCAUGGAGGAGAAUGGCUCAGAUAAUGUGGCAUCGCCAGCAAACUCUGCAUCAGGAAAAUCUAAGCUGGACACUCUGUCAAAGGAAGACCUUAUAAAAUUUGCAAAGAAGCAAAUGGUCCUUUUACAGAAGACAAAGUCAAAAUGCACUGUACUGGAAAAUGAAAUUGAACAGCUGAAAACAAAAUCAGCUAUUGAAGACAAUGAUGCAGUCAUCCAGGAACUUACAACCAGGCUGGACACAGUACUCUUGGAAAAAGCAGAAGCUCAACAAAGUACACUGUCUCUGAGAAAAGAAAAUGAAAAUUGCAAAGAAGAAUUGAAGGAUGCAUUGUCAAAAGAAGCAGCUCUCCAGGACGAUAUUGAACUGUUAAAAAAACAGCAUUUAGACAAAAUUGAAGCCAUAUAUUGUGAUUUAGAAACUACUCGAGCAAAAUACAAAGAUGAACUGACCAGGUUAGAAAUUGAACUUCAGGAGUCAAAUCUCAAACACAUUAACCACAUUGGACAACUUGAGCAACAGCUUGCAGUCUACUCAUUGCAGCAGAAUGAAACAAAGAGGCUGGAAGAAGAAUUAAAUGAAGUUAGAAAAUCUUCUGAUUUUCAACUGAAACGGCAGCUGGAAACAAUCACCAAGGAGCAAAAGGAAGAAUUGAAGAGGAUGCAAGAAGUUCAUAAGAACUCUGCCUCUGAGCAGGAAAGUGAAACGAAGAACAUUCAGAAAACCCAUCAAGAAGAAGUGGCACUAUUAACGCAACAGUUUGAAUCUGCUGUCAUAGCACAUGAACAAGAACUUAAGAUGUUGGAGCAAGAUUUAAAAGAGAAGCAUUCAAAGAAAGAGAAACGUUUUGAGAAUGAACAGAUUGCUAAUAUUAGCAACUAUGAGCUUCAGUUGAAUCAACUGAAAGAUCAGUUAAGAAAAAUGACAGGAGAGCAAGAAAAGGUUCAACGUUUGCAACAAAAGCUUCCAAAAGAAUCAACCUCUGACUCCAGUGAGCAAAUAAAAUAUCUUGAGAACUGUGCGAAAAAAUUAGAAUCGCAACAUAGUUUGAGGCAGAGUGAAAUUGCAUACUUGAAAGAUGAAAAAGAGAAAGUAGAAAUGGAACUGCAGCACGUGAAAGAGGAGUUGUUUCAUGAGAGAGAGGAUUGGGAGUUCAAGAUAAAUGAACUCCAGCUGUCCAAGGAAGAAUAUAUGAGCAUGGUUACAAAAUUGACAGAUGAACUUCAUUCUGCCAAUCACCGUUGUGAAAAAGCAGUCAUGCAGCAUACUGCUGAAAUACAGAUUGUAACAGAACAACAUAAAAAACAUAUUUCGGUCUUAGAGCAAACUUUUUCUUCUGCAGCUGAAAAUGAAAAACUUGAAUGUCUUCGUAAGGUAAAUGACUUGACCAAGCAUUGCCAAACAUUAUUGGAAGAGAAAGAGGAGGCAGAGUGUCACUAUGAAAACUUGUGCAAAACCAUGGAAAUACUACAGACCGAAUUAAGAGAAUCUGCUUCAAAGAUUAGCCAUGAGUUUGAGAUGAUGAAACAGCAGCAAUCUGAUGAAAUUCAUGACCUGCAACAGAAGCUCAGAAAAGUUUUUAAUGAGAAAGAUUCUCUUUUGGAGUCGAUCAACCAACUGCAGGCUGAAGUUGCAGAGGCUAAAGAACUAAAGCAAAUUGCAAGUAAUUUUCAGGAGAAGAAUGAAGAGUUGGCAUUGUCAAUUCAGCUGAAGGAAGCAGUUGCCAUUGAUUCAAAAGAGCAAGUAGAUAAUUUAAUGAGCGAGAAGGAGGAACUAACAGCAAGAAUUGUUAUCUCUGAAAAGUCAAUAAGUGGAUUGGAACAAUCUCUCAAACAAGAACAAGGUAACUGUGCAGAACAUCAACAACAAAUACAAGAACUCAGUAAGGACAAUUAUGAAUUGCAGCAGAGAAUGGAUGAAAUGACACUUUGUUUAAAAGAGGCAGUUUCAGAAAAAGAUAAUUCCUGUCAAAAAUUAAGUGAAGUGGAAACCCGACUGGAGACUAUUAAAAUUGAGAAGGAGCAUUUGGACUCUCAGACAAAAAGCUUAGAGGAACUGUUUACAAAGUUAGAAAAAGAAAAGGAAUCUUUGCAAAACGAAAUAGCAAGGCUGAGUUUGCAAAAUGAAAACAUGGGAUCAAAUGAAGAAAAAUGGCACGAUCUCAAUAAUCAACUACAAGCUUUAAUUGAAGAAAAGAAGAGCUUAGAAAUAGCAGAUAAACUUGGAAAACAGCAACUUUUUGAUGUCAGAUGUGCAAUAGUUAAUAUUGUUGAACAGGAAGCUUAUAGUUUUAGAAAUGAUGGUCAUGAGGUGGGUGUAAUUGAGGCAAUGCAAUUACUUGAAGAAUAUGUGACAAAAAUGAAGGAUGAAAAGCAAUCUGUAGUGCAACUACAUGAUGAGCGCAUACUACAUUUGCAAGAAGAAUUGCAAUUACAGAGAGAUGCAAAUAGAGAUCAACAGGCUGAACUUGAUUGUUUAAUCGAUGACCUCAGGAAAGAGAAAACCCUUUUGCAAAAGCACCUAGAUGAAGCAUUGUUUGAUAAGGAAGGACUGCAGAGAGAUCUGUUAGAGAUGCAGAACCUAAGUGAAAAAAAUAACCAUGAGAAUGAAGAUCUACUGGUUCAGAUUCAGAAUAUUACACAGAAGCUUGAACACUUGGAAACACAAAAGCAAGAACAGAGUGAGAAAACUGAAAAAGAAAUGGCACAAGAAGGAGACGAUAAAUUGAAGCUCCAGUUGAAUGAAAAAGAAUCUGAGCUAUUAAAAUGCAGAGAGGAGCUUGAAAAAUUGAAGGAUUUGAUGCUGAAAAUCUCCAGUGAAGAGAACACCUUAAAAAACACAAUUGUAGAACUGAAUGAGAAAGUGGUUGGACUUGAAAAAGUAAGCAACGACAAGGAAAAUCGAAUAAACAAGAUUAAAGCUGUGGCGGUGAAAGCUAAAAAAGAACUUGAUGCCAGCAAAAAGCAGGUCCUACUCUUAACAGAAGAAAUGGAGAUUGUAAAAUCUGAGCGAGAUAAACUGUCGUUUUCCAUCAAGGACGUUAUGCAAGGAUCUGACAACUACAAGAAUAUUUUGGUGGAAUACGAGAAGCAAGCAGAAAAGCUGGAUGUGGAAAAAGAACGAGCAAAUAAUCGUGAAAACCAGGUGGAGGAGCUUACCCAACACCUUCAAGCAUGUCUUCAACAGCACAAACAAUUGACUUCAGAGAAAGAAAAUAUAUUGGUUCAUUUAGGAACUUUGCAGUCAAAUGCCAAACAGCUAGAAAUACAGAUAUUGGAAUCCGAAAAGGCCAAGAUAGCUGUUGAAAAGGAGCUAGAAGCCAUAAAAGUUGUCAAGGAGCAGAUAUCCAAGGAUAAUUGUGCAUUGGUAAAAGAAAUUGAAGAACUUAAAAAGCAACUUCAAAAUGAGAAAUACCAACUGCAACAAACAAUCCAUGAACUGCAACUUGUGAGAAAGGAUGCUCAGAAAAGCACAUUAAUGGACAUGGAGAUUGCAGAAUAUCAGCGGUUGGAAAAAGAACUGAACCAGAAAAUUACUGAACGAGACCACAGGAUUGGUGAAGUGGUAGAAGAAACUGCAUCCUUCAGACAGAAACUGGAAAACAUGGAAGUUGAAAUAAAAAGUCUUCAGAAAACAUUGGAGGAAAACAUAGAAAAAAACACCAAGAUUAAACAAAUGCUAGUGAAAACCAAGAAAGAACUUAGUGAUUCAAAAAGAGUUGAAGCUGAGCAAUUAGUUCUUCAAGCAUCUAUUAAGGGAGAGCUGGAAUUAUACCAACAGCAGGUGGAAAAUUACAAGAUUCAAGGAGCAGAGUUAACUGCUGAAAACCAUAACAUUCAUGAACAGUUGCGACAGACAAAUGAACAAAACCAUCGUACUUUAAGUGCACUUACACAGAAGAUGGCAGCUCUGCAGGAAGAGAGUAAUAAUGCUAAGGCUGAGCAAGCUGCAACUACUGUAGAUUUUGAGAAUUACAAAGUUCGAGUUCACAAUGUCUUAAAGCAACAGAAGAACCGAACCGCUGCCCAGAAUGAAAAUGAAUUAACUCAACAAGAAAAAGAACAUCUCCAAAAGGUGAUCGACCAGUUGAAGGCCAAAUUACAGGAAACUCAGUGCAAUCUACAAGUCAGUGUGGGUGAGCAGCAGACUCUGCAAGUUGAGCACGACAGACUACUGGAACGACAUAACAAGAUACUGCAGGAAACUGUGACCAGGGAAGCUGAGAUUCGAGAAAAACUUUGCUGUGCCCAGUCAGAAAGUACAAUGUUGAAAUCGGAGCAUGCUCAGACUGUGAGUCAGUUGACUAUCCAGAAUGAAGCAGCACAAAAGAGCUAUCGCGAGCAAGUCCAGCUUCUUCAAGAAAAUCACAGAAAGACAGUUGAAAUAUUACAGGAACAAUUGUCUACAAUGGAGCAACAAAUGUUCCAGCAUCAAACUGAAAAUACUUUACCACGUUCUCCACCAGUUCUGCCCACUGGAAAAAGUUGGCGUGACCGAAAAAACAUGGAUAUUUCUUUAUUGGAUAUAAAUUCCAUUGAUCGUGAGGAAGGAGAAGGAAUGGAGAUGACUGAAACAGAGUCGGUGCUGUCUACUAAUUCCCAAGUUGCAUCUCUUGAGCAAUUACUCAGUUUCCCUGAGACUAAGUCAGAUGUUCCUGAAUGGCAUCCUGAGCCAACAAAGGAAGAAAUAGUGCAAAAGUUAAAUACAGCUACAAAGAGUAUUGACCAUUUAAAUGGGCUGCUAAGAGAGACAGAAGCGACCAAUGCCAUCCUUAUGGAACAAAUUACGCUGCUGAAGGGUGAAGUAAGGAGGCUAGAAAGGAACCAGGAACGUGAAAAGUCUAUUGCAAACCUGGAAUACUUGAAGAACGUCAUGCUGAAGUUUAUAUUCCUAAAUGCAGGAAGUGAGAAGCAGAGUCUUCUCCCUGUGAUUGACACAAUGUUACAACUGAGCCCAGAGGAAAAGAGUAAGCUUGCUGCUGUUGCUCAAGGGGAAGAAGAAAGCACUUCACGGUCAUCAGGGUGGACUUCAUAUCUUCACAGUUGGUCUGGAAUUUGAUAAAGUUCGACAGGGCGAGAUAUUUAAGUUAACAUUCCAUGAAGAACAGAGACUUGGUUGUUAUGGAGAGAAGACCUGCCUUAGACUUUUUUUCUUUAAAUUGAUUUGUCUAUUGUGUUUGUCAUGAUCUGUAAAUAUUUUGUCGCUAUGAGUUCAUUGUUGUCCUUUUUUAUAUUUCUAACUUUAUAUCCCAUGGGGAAGAACCUAUAACUGUAAGAGAGAUUUUAAAGAGACUUGCACAGGAAGAGUGAUUAAUCUUUAAUGUAAAUUUAUGAUGAGCCUAUUUUUUUUUUUCUUCCAAAAUUAUAAAAGCAUAGUUAGCAUGUACCUGAUGAUACCUGGCAUGACAAACACAAUUACUUCACAUUUACGUCAAAAAGGGCUACUGAUGUAAAGUGGCCCUAUAGAAAUAGUAUAAAACUGAAGAUCUCCAAGUCCGGCAUGAUCUUUGAAUUUAAAAUUGUAAUAUUUCAACUUGCCUUUUCAUCAGAACUGUUAAAUAUAUUACAGAUUUUAAACAAAUACAGGGUAGUAAAAUGAGGAAGGUGAACAAGAAAUCUGAGAGUGGAACGUGGAAGCUAUUAUAUAUCUACAUCUAUUUUAAAACUUAUUACCAUCCCAGAUACUUUGCAUUCAAUUCUCCGUUUUAGUUAUCAUUUUCUGUUUAUUUCUGAUUUUUGAACAGUUGGUGUUAACUUAUGGAAGCGAUAGUUUAUGUGUAGCAUGAGUUGGUCAUUUACUCUAAAACAAAAUAUUUUGUCAUGACUAAAACAAAAAUUGAAUGGUUUUAAAAAUAUAUAUCAACAUACAACAAAUUAUUUUCAAGUUUAAGCCUGGGCAUUAUAUAGGUACAUAAAUGUACAGAAUUCCAAUGUUAAGGCGUUAUACAUGUUAUCGUACUGGGAUAAAGUUUUUGGGAAAAUUAGACAUAUUUUCAUUGGGAUCAGUUGCAAAUUUGAAUUGAUUCCACUCUUUAGUAUGUGCAGUAAUUUAACUGGAAUAAAUAUAUACCAAAGGAAAGAUGUAGAAAAUGAAAGGGACUAAAAGAUUUGCAGACCCUUAUGGUUUUAAGACAAAACUGCAUUUCUGAAUCUCAAAGCCUGUUAAAUACUUCACUUUGUAAGACAUUUUAGUUGUUUUCAGUUGUAUAUAAUUACACCAUGAGCUUUUCAGUGGAGGGAUCAAAUGAAUUGAUGUACUUAUUUUCUGAAACCAUACCUUCAAAUUGCACAUACUGGCAUUUAAAGGUUCUUCUGUACAUGUUUGUCAACUAUUUGCUUUUAUUUUUAGAUGCAAGAUUCUCCUGAUUUCAUUUUGAGAAUUCCAGUAACUACUUGCUACUGGAGGCUAAAUGGUCAGUUGCUCGAUUUACUGCCUGAAGUAAAAAGUGUUUGCGAGCAGGGAGGUGAUGAGCCUACUAAAUAUGUUUCCCACCUUCCCGUUAACAUAUAAAACAAAUCCCUUAUUAAAUCAAAUAUCCACCCCUCAAUUUAUUGUCAUUUGUACAUGCAAAUUGUAACAAAUAUGAUGCAUUGUAAUACAGGAUGCGUCAGCAUUCAUCUUUCAAAACUGGGGCAGGAAAGGGCAAUUCCGUUUAUACUAAGCAAAGUAAGAAAUGUUAUGGUAUAUCUUGGGUCAUUUGCUGGUUGUGAUGGCCUUUGCAUGGAUUUUCAGCUGUUGUGCACAUUUGUAAAUUUGUAAUUACCA
Messenger RNA from Amblyraja radiata (thorny skate), 6851 nucleotides. It is a transcript of the gene gcc2, whose product is annotated as GRIP and coiled-coil domain containing 2. Gene Ontology annotation, cellular component: Golgi apparatus. Gene Ontology annotation, biological process: late endosome to Golgi transport. The transcript has 23 exons. Lineage: Eukaryota; Metazoa; Chordata; Chondrichthyes; Rajiformes; Rajidae. The record is from RefSeq and is a predicted model, not a curated record. The coding region runs from base 90 to 5144 and encodes 1684 amino acids.